This is a messenger RNA of Oryza sativa Japonica Group (Japanese rice), 1262 nucleotides long. RefSeq names its product syntaxin-71. Lineage: Eukaryota; Viridiplantae; Streptophyta; Magnoliopsida; Poales; Poaceae. Gene Ontology annotation, cellular component: SNARE complex; membrane; endomembrane system. Gene Ontology annotation, biological process: intracellular protein transport; vesicle fusion. The record is from RefSeq and is a predicted model, not a curated record. Gene Ontology annotation, molecular function: SNAP receptor activity; SNARE binding.
CCCCUUUCACCGUGCGCUGCUUCGGUUUGCUCGGGCGGAGAAAGGAAGGGCAGCGUCGCGGUUGCUUGCUUCCUCCCGAAUCCUCGCCUCGAUCUCGCUCGCGGGCGGGCGGAGGGAUCGUGAUCGGGAUCGGGAUCGGGGGCGCGCGAAGAUGAGCGUGAUCGACAUCCUCACGCGGGUGGACUCCAUCUGCAAGAAGUACGACAAGUACGACGUCGAGAGGCUCAACGGCGCCAACGUCGCCGGCGAGGACCCCUUCGCCCGCCUCUACGGCUCCAUCGACGCCGACAUCAACGAAUGCGUCGAGAAAGCGGAGGCGGCGAAGCAGGAGAAGAACCGCGCCACGGUGGUCGCGCUCAACGCGGAGAUCCGGCGAACCAAGGCCAAGCUCGUCGAGGAGGACCUGCCCAAGCUGCAGCGCCUCGCGCUGAAGAAGGUCAAAGGGCUCACAAAAGAGGAACUCGCGACCCGUAGUGAUCUGGUUGCUGCCUUACCCGAUAGAAUACAAUCAAUACCAGAUGGUAGUUCAAGUGCAAAGAAAAAUGGGACUUGGGGCGCCUCAGGAUCCCGUACUGGUGGAGCCAUUAAGUUUGACACUUCUGAUGGCAACUUUGAUGAUGAGUACUUUAAGGGAACAGAAGAAUCAAAUCAGUUUCGUCGGGAAUAUGAGAUGCGCAAAAUGAAACAGGAUGAAGGUUUGGAUAUUAUCGGUGAAGGGCUGGAAACUCUGAAAAACAUGGCAUCUGAUAUGAAUGAGGAACUGGAUAGGCAAGUUCCCUUGAUGGAUGAAAUGGACGAGAAGGUGGAUAGAGCCAACACAGAUUUGAAGAAUACCAACGUCAGACUAAAAGAGACCGUUCUUCAGCUGAGAUCUAGUCGCAACUUCUGCAUUGAUAUCGUCCUGCUCUGUGUUAUUCUUGGUAUUGCGGCUUAUCUUUACAAUGUUCUAAAAAAGUGAGACCGGACUGUGCCAUGGAUCUAUUUUCCACGUCUUCCGGUGAUGGAUGGAUGAGUUUCGACGUGUCCACGAGCUGUUCCCUUUAUUUUUAUCUCAUCUGUGUAAUAGUAGUAUGGUGUUCUUCCGGGACUUGCGAACAUCCUUGUUGAAAGUUGAAACAGUGAGCAUUGUGCGUGCGAAAACCUGACGUCUUCUGUACAUCUGCGAGUUUAAUUCUUAGCAAGAGCGUAUCAAACAUUCUGUUAUGAACUAUGUAAACCUUCUCAUGUAUAUUCAUUGCAUCAGUUCUUUGGUUGUGCCAUCA